AUGGACUGUGCAAAGACGCAUGGUGCUGUGCUGGCUUGCACAGAUGGAGCAGUUCUUCCCGUCAGUCAAGUCUUUGAGGCAAUUAGAGAACUUGGCAAUGAAGGGGUUCAGCAAUCGGAUCCUCUAGUUCUUACAUCCGCCUCACUCUUAAGUAACUUGCCGGUGGAGUCCUCCUCUGUUGAUUCUGUGAUUUUAAUUUGGCUGUCAAUUGAUUGUCCUGUGGACAAACUGAUUCAAGAAAUUCUUAGAGUGUUAAAAGUAGGUGGUAUAAUUCUUAUUCACAAGUCAUCUCAGUCUGUCGUGGGUUCAUUUGAUAAGAUAAUAUCUGAUCUUCAGAGCAAGUUACUGUUGGCAGGGUUUUCAGAAACACAAAUUUUACAAUCAACUGGGAUAAAAGCUAAAAAGCCUUCAUGGAAAGUUGGUUCAUCUUUUGCCUUAAAGAAGGUGAUACAGAGUUCACCUAAAGUGCAAAUUGAUGUUGAUUCAGAUCUGAUAGAUGAAGACAGUCUUUUAACUGAAGAGGAUUUAAAGAAACCCCAGCUACCACCUGGUGAUUGUGAAAUUGGGAGUACAAGAAAAGCCUGCAAAAAUUGCACUUGUGGGAGGGCUGAAGAAGAGGAAAAAGUAUUGAAGUUAGGAUUGACAACAGAACAGAUUAAUAAUCCUCAGUCAGCUUGUGGCAGUUGUGGGCUGGGAGAUGCAUUCAGGUGCAGUACUUGCCCUUACAAGGGAUUGCCUCCGUUCAAAUUGGGCGAGAAGGUAGCACUGUCCGGUAACUUUCUGGCGGCAGACAUAUAA
This is a messenger RNA of Sphenostylis stenocarpa, 798 nucleotides long. NCBI's taxonomy places the organism in Eukaryota, Viridiplantae, Streptophyta, Magnoliopsida, Fabales, Fabaceae. The record is from the annotation of a GenBank genome assembly.